Messenger RNA from Acanthosepion pharaonis, 1131 nucleotides. NCBI's taxonomy places the organism in Eukaryota, Metazoa, Mollusca, Cephalopoda, Sepiida, Sepiidae. The record is from the annotation of a GenBank genome assembly.
AUGUUUGGAUUAAUUUAUUUCUCGUUGUUGUCCUUCGGCCUUUGUGAACUAUCCUUCCAUCUUUUCACAAACACACACACACAAUCUUUCUCUCUCUUCCUCUCUCUUUAUUUCAUUUCUUUUUUCUUUAUCUUUUUUUCUUUUUCUUUUCUUUCCAUUAUUUUUCUUCUUUUCCCUUCUCUUCUUGCCUUAUUUACUUUUUCCUUUCUCCGUCUUUAUUUUCUUCACCCUUUUUUUUUUCCAUCUUUCAUAUUUAAUUUUUCUUUCGUUAUUUAUUUCCGUUUUUUCUUUCUUUAUUUUCGUUUUUUUCUUUCUUUAUUUCCAUUCUUUCUUUCUUUCUUUCUUUCUUUCUUUCUUUCUUUUCCCUCCUCUCUCCCUUCCUUAUUUCAUUCAUUUAUUCAUUUAACCUUCCUUUCUUUUUAUACAAUUUUUCUUAUCCCAUUUUAUACCCUUUUUAUUCACUUCAUUCAUUUCCUCUUCUUUCCUUCUUUAACCCCCUCCCACGUUUCUUUUUUCUUUCCUCCCUUCUUUCAUUCCUCUUUUUCUUUUUUCCUUACUCUCAUUCACUUAUACGUUUUACUUUAUAUCGCCAUUUCUUUCAACCUUUUUCUCUUUGUCUUUCAAAUAUCUUUUCCUUUAUUUAAUAAUUGUCUCCCUUUUCUUCACCUUUACAACUUAUUCUUUUAUUUUUUCGCUUGUUUAUCUUUUUUUUUUUUUCAUGAUAUCGUCUCUUCAAUUUCACUUACUAUUCUUCCUCAUCUAUUGAUUUUUCCAUUAUUUGUUUUUUUCUUUCGUUUCUUCUUUCUUUUUUUGGCCUUUGUUCUUCUCUCUCACAUUUGUUCUUUCUUUCUUUUUUUCCUUUUUCUUUCUUUCUUUCUUUCUUUCUUUCUUUCUUUCUUUCUUUCUUUCUUUCUUUCUUUCUUACAUUCUGGUUUUUGUCUUCUUAUUUAUUCAUUCAUCCUUUCGAUAAAUUGUUCUUUAUUCUUUCUUGCGUUUGAUCUUUCAUUCUUUCUUUUUUUCAUAUAUUCUUUCUUUCAUUCUCGCGUUUUUUCUUUCUUUCAUUCAUUAAUAAUUUCUUUCUUCAUGAUAUCGCCUCUUCAAUUUUACUUUCUACUCUUCCUCAUCUAUUGA